Messenger RNA from Tachysurus fulvidraco (yellow catfish), 3204 nucleotides. RefSeq names its product death-associated protein kinase 2-like. The transcript has 12 exons. Gene Ontology annotation, biological process: protein phosphorylation; intracellular signal transduction; positive regulation of apoptotic process. Lineage: Eukaryota; Metazoa; Chordata; Actinopteri; Siluriformes; Bagridae. Gene Ontology annotation, cellular component: cytoplasm; nucleus. The coding region runs from base 389 to 1471 and encodes 360 amino acids. Gene Ontology annotation, molecular function: ATP binding; protein serine/threonine kinase activity. The record is from RefSeq and is a predicted model, not a curated record.
CACACACACAGAGAGAGAGUUGUCGAACCUGUCAGGCAGCCCUGGUUUUAAUGAGGAAAUCCCCCCAGUGAGGGAAAGUUUUUUUCGGCUGGCAGUGAAAUGACUUGUUUUGAAAUGAUUGCCAUUACGCAUGAGGUUGUUGUGCGCGCGCUGGAGUUUUGACAGCAAUGCGAGCACACAAGGACGCGGGAUUCCUGCAGCUGCGCGUGCACACACACACACACACACACACACACACACACACACACACACACACACACGCACUCACACACACACACAGGAAAGUGGACGAUUAGACGUUCUUCUGGGUUUCAGGAUCGAGCUGUAAAAGAUGCAGGACUAGCACAUUUCGACUUGAGAAGAGUGGAUAGAAGGUCUCCUGUGUGCCAUGGCUCAGUUUAGGCUGCAGAACGUGGAGGACUUCUAUGAGCUUGGGGAGAUACUAGGCAGUGGACACUUCGGGCAGGUGCGGGAGCUGAGAGAGCGAUCGUGUGGCACUUGCUGGGCGGGGAAGUUCGUGAAGCUCCGUCGGAGCGUGAGCAGUCGUCUGGGCAUGGAGAGGAAGAGUGUGGAGCAGGAGGUGGAGAUCCUACAGAGUCUGCAACACGUCAACGUUAUGGCUUUACGAGACGUUUUUGAGAGCCGAGCCGAGAUCGUCCUAGUCGUGGAGCUCAUCCGAGGUGGAGAGCUGUUCGACUUCAUCGCUGCGAAGGAGAAUCUGACUGAGAACGAAGCCAUCGACUUCCUGAAGCAGAUCCUGAGAGGCAUCGGCUUCAUGCACAGUAAACAAAUCGCCCACUUCGAUCUGAAGCCUGAGAACAUCAUGCUGUCUGAUAAGAACGCAGAGCAUCCUGAGAUCAAGAUCAUCGAUUUCGGACUCGCCCACCGCUUUAUAGCAGGAGAGGAGUACAAGAGUCUGUGUGGCACUCCUCAGUACAUAGCUCCUGAGGUGAUAAACUACGAGCCGUUGAGUGUAUCCACUGACAUGUGGAGUAUUGGUGUUAUUACCUACAUACUAUUAAGCGGCAUAUCGCCCUUCCAAGGAGAAACGGACCAGGAGACACUACGGAACAUCGUGGAUAUGAAGUACGACUUUGACGACCAUUACUUUAGCCAAACCAGCGACAUCGCCAAAGACUUUAUUGAGAAGCUGCUCGUGAAGGAUCAGAGCGAAAGAAUGACAGCUGACGAAUGUUUACUGCACCCCUGGAUCAAGCCCCUGACCCGUAAGCAGGCAGCUAACAGGAGUCGUUCAUCCAUCAACAUGAAGAACUUCAGGAAGUUCAACGCCAGGAGAAAGUGGAAGAUGUCCUAUAACAUGGUGUGGGCAUGCAACCGACUGUCUCGCCUGCAGCUGCUCUGCAAGAGGGAUAAAGAGGACCAGGAACUGAGAAGUUGCGAGAGCGACCAGGAGGACACAGAGACAAAGCCGGCCUCACUCAUCCGCCGCAGACUGAGCAGCAGCUCCUGAACCUCAGCUCCAUCUUCUCCUGCAUCUCUCCUCAAAGGAAACCUCUGAGAGCCCUGGAGCUCUCCAGCCGUGCAUUCUAAACUAUUUCGGAGUUCACUCGAUGCAGCGUUUCACAUUUUAUUAUCCGGAUGCAUUUGGAAUGAGCGUUACAGUGCAUAUGGCAGCCAUAGGUUCAAAUAUCAUUACACAAUUUUUUUUUUUACUGCAAAUACCCUUCAGUAGGGAUUAAUAUGAACCAGUGUCAUACAUGAAUAGCCUUAUGAAGUCUGUUUUGAAGUGUCUUUGGUUUACAUUUAUUUUUUAUAUCUUAGGGGUUUGUUCUGUUUUUUUUAUUAUUAUUAUUAUUAUUAUUAUUAUUAUUAUUAUUAUUAUUAUUAUUAUUCUGUUACACACAAACUGUACGAGUGCACGGUUACAUUACGGUGAAUUCCGACAAAAGCCAUGAAGCUUUAAGGUUUCUUUCAGUCUAAGACAGAGCGCAGAACACUGACUGACUUCUUUGAGGCUUGGUGUGUUUUGUGAAAAUACAGAAUACAUCAUUAUAGGUGCUUUAAUCGUACCUGGAAAGCAUGGAGGACAAAAUAAGCUCAUUCUUGCCUUCUUUUAGUUUUAUCUCAGAGUAGAGAUUAUUACAUUUUUAGAUUAUAAGAUUAUAUUUGAGUCACGUUUACAGCUUAUCAUUUAAGGAUUUUUUUUUAUAGGAUUGUUAUUAUAUGCAGCGUCUUUAAAGUAAAUUUCCUCCAGGUCCCUAAAUGUUUCACAAAAUAUCGUUGGUUAACAAUAACAAUGGUUUGUUAAAAAAUAAAUAAAUAAUAAAAAAUCAUUAAAUAUUAUUAGGAGAUUGCGAGUUCUAGUCCUGGAGCCGAGGGAGUUAAACUGGGAGUUAAAGUGAUGUAAUACUCUCUCCUUGUCAAUCAAAGUGGCACCCGCAAUGUGUUGGGAGUCCUAAAGAGGGCAGAAAAAAAAAACAAGAGUCUGUAAAUAAGCAAAUUAGACACGCCCCCUAACGAGCAAUUCAGUGCAUCUCAUUUGCAUAUCACACCUGAUUGGCUGUAAUAGGUUAUGAAGUAAUAAGUGUCACAUAAGUGUAUUUUCUAAUCAGCGUAUUCAGGAUUAAUCACAGAAAGGAUUUCAAUUCAAUAUGUGACAACUUGACACUAGCCUUGAGCCAAAAGUCUAGAGUUUGCAUGACAAAAGUGCUAUAAAACAGACACUGACACACAAUCUCCUUGGCCCAAAGGAAAUGUUUUUUCUGUUGAUUUACAGUAAAACUCAAAGGACCGUGCGGCCUUCGAUUUAAAUAUUUAAAAACGCCUUUACCCGGUAACCUGAAGAGACAAUGCUGGUUUGUUUGUAAAUAAUAUGUCUAUAAAUAUUGAAAUUCAAAACCGUCUAUUAGCACAUGAAAGGAAGAGCGUCGCCGAGAGCUUCGAGGCUACUUCCAAGAAACGCUGCGUGCAACACAAACAAAGUGGUUUUCUGCUGAAUGACUGCAUGUCUAGGUGUGAAAGUGACCUGUUAAAUGUUAACUGCAUUGUAAAGGACAUGUUCAGGUCUAGUAUCACGUCCCCAUAUUCAUUUCAGUCUGGGUUGAAAUGGGAAUGUCUUGGAGGGCAUUUUUUUUAGAAGAAGAAGAAGAAAUGUGAUGCUUUUAGUGUUAAAAAUGUUUUUUUUACCAUCACUGAAUAUAAACAAAUUGAACCUGGCUCGCUAGGUUUAAUAGUCAGAAAGUU